Messenger RNA from Pseudopipra pipra, 5717 nucleotides. It is a transcript of the gene ARL11, whose product is annotated as ADP ribosylation factor like GTPase 11. Gene Ontology annotation, molecular function: GTPase activity; GTP binding. Gene Ontology annotation, biological process: vesicle-mediated transport; intracellular protein transport. Gene Ontology annotation, cellular component: cytoplasm; plasma membrane. The coding region runs from base 3980 to 4585 and encodes 201 amino acids. The record is from RefSeq and is a predicted model, not a curated record. The transcript has a single exon. Lineage: Eukaryota; Metazoa; Chordata; Aves; Passeriformes; Pipridae.
UCUUCCUUGGAACUGCCUUCUAAAGAAGUGACAUAGGUUGGACAAAAUGACAGUGAAUAUAGUGAUCAGGACAAAAUCCCAGUUACUGGAAUAUUUAAGGCACAGGAAGGAGGAGGGAUUGUGUCCUAUAGUACCAAUUCUAAUUAUUGCUCUUUGUGAUGAUUAUCUAGGAAACAGGGAAACGUAUGCAUAAAAAACAGCAAAGAAAUAAAUUGACUGAAAUUCUAUGACACUAUAAAUGGAAUUAGUAAGCACUGCAUUUGCUCCUGAGAAUCUGGAGACAUGAAACAUGAGACAAAAACAUUUGUUCUGUCCACGGAAAACAUAGCUGGGAUAGGGGUUGUCCUUGUCUCUGAACACAAUUUCUGAACUAUUUAGCAUUUGGCCUUUCUGCUCCAGCAAUAGACUCACUCGAAGCUCAUCUUGUCUGCUUUUACAGUCUUUUCUUUCAUUCUUUCUUAAGCACACUUGCAUUUGCUCCUAUAUAUUAUUUAGUGGAAAUACUAUGCUUUUGUAACAUACCUGUGGGUGAAACAGACUCUGUAGGCACAGUUUGCACCCUGUAUUUGGAAUAAUUGGCAUGAAGAAAGAAAAUAGGCUGCAGUUCAGUACACAGGGUAUAAGCAUGGAAAACAAUAAAAAGAAUAUAGAGUUUCCUGUAUUUGCCCACGAAUUACUGUAUUCUAUGCCAUAGAAAACCUGAAGGAAAUCAUCAAUAAAACUGUGCCCUAGUUGCAUCCUUUUUUCUGGCUUUAUUUCUUUUUUUCCCCUUCUCUUCUUGGUUCUUUUUUUUUUUUAGAAGCAGCCUUCUUCUGUAGCAUGUGAGAGAGUGAUGCAAUCAAGACUCCAUCACAUCAUAUUUCAAAUACUCAGUUGCUCAUUGAAUGGUAGAAUCUCCACCCUUGCUUCCUGUAUCUAUAUUUUAGUUUACUUAAAAUAAAUUAUAGUACUAUGAAAGUCUGGUCAGAUGAAACAGAUUUGUGUCACAGCUACCUAUCAAGUCUUAGAGAAGAUGAGCAGUAGCAAAGGCAGAAGAAACACCAAAAAGAUCAAGCAACAGUUCACUCGACCCACUGGUGUGUCUAAAAAUACCAACCACGUUGAUCUUAAAGUACAAUGCAAUAUGUGAAGGAAGAUUUUCCCAAAAUGGUGAACAAACAGAAUAAGGAGCCACACAACAAUAUAACUUAUUUUAAAAAAUGAAGAACUUGGACAGAAGGAUAACUGUCGGGCAGCAGCACACACUCUAGGGUGUGCAAACAGUCCCCUGAAGGGCCAAAAUCCAGUGCACAUUUUUAUUCCCAUCUAGGGAGCUUCCUGCCAUUUUUGUACUUAUAGACUGGUUUUAGAGAAGACCACACGUGAACGUACACUGUACGAUUUAUCACGUGUGAUGUUGCAUGUCUACUGUUAGAUUACUCUGCGACAAAUGCUGUAAAUAAGCCUUGGCUUUUGAGUUAACCUUGAGCCUGAUGACAGUGAUCUGGAUGAUGGGAUCAAGUGUACCCUCAUGAGAUUUGCUGAUGAUGUCAAACUGAGCAGGGAAGCGGGCAUUUUGGAAGGGAAAGCCAUCCUGCAGGAAGACCUGGACAGACUGGAAGGAAGAGUGGGUUAGCAGGAACCUCAUGAAAUUCAACAAAGAUGAGUAUAAGACCGUGCACCAGGGAAAGUAUAUUCCAAGAGUGCAGCACAGGCUGGGAUCUACCUGGCUAGAGAGUAGUUCUGUGGAAAGGGACCUCAGGGUGCUGGUGGACAAGUAGGUCAAUAGGAUUGAGCACUUGCUGCUGUGGCAAUGGAAGCCAUAAUGAGGAGAAUUUCACUCGUGGAAGUUCAAAUGGAGACUCGAUUUGGACUCCGUGCACCACCAACGGCAUCCCCGGCAGAGAUAAAGAAGACAUUGUCCCACUCUACUCAGCGCUUGUCAGGCCACACCUGGAAUACUGUGUUCAGUUUUGGUCCCUGCUAUGCAAAACAGAUGUGGACGGGCUGGAGAGGGCCCAGAGAAGGACCACUGAGGUGAUCAAAGGACUGGGAAGCCUGACAUGUGAGGAGAGGCUGAGAGAACUGGGUUUGUUCAGCCUUGAGAAAAGAAGGCUUAGUGGAGACAUUAUCACCAUGUUUCAAUAUUUAAAGGAUGGUUACAGAGAAGAUAGAAAAUCCCUUUUUGCAAGGAGUCACAUAGAAAAGAUGAGGAGUCAUGGGUACAAUUUAUUCUUCAUGAAGUUUCGAUUGUUCACAAGAGGACAGUUUUUCACAAUGAGAACAAUCAGCCAUUGGAAUAAUCUCCCGAGGGAAGUGAUAGGUUUCCCCAGCAUUGGACACUUUUAAGAUUUGUCUGGACAGGGUGCUGAGCUUUUUUUACACUGUGCUUUUGCCAUGAAAGGUUGGGUUGGACCAGAUGAUCCUCAAGGUCCUUCCAACCUGGUGUUCUAUGACUCUUACAGUUCUAACAACAUGUCUUACACGUGCACAAGUUGCAUAAAGCUCAUGGAGGCUCUUGGUGCCAGCUAGGUCUGUGAGUUAACUAUGGGAGAGACAUGUAUCACAGAAAUAUCUUGCAAGACAUGGUCUGUAGGACCCCUUGCAAUCCCAUGCAGGCUCUCUGGGCUGGACUCCUUGUGUGUUUUGUUUCUCAUUCAUCUUCCUUCCUUUAAAAGGUGAAAACCUGACACAUCUUGCCCCCAGAGGAAGAAAUAUACCUCCCGGUGACCACCAGUAACCUGGUCACUGACCACAGUUCCUUCCACUUGCUGUGCUGAACUUCAUCUCCAGCAAUGUUGGCUUGUGACAAGGAGCUGUCAUGUGGAGAUUAUUGCUGGGGAAACUGCAUCUCCCACAGAGGCGCUGGAAGUUCCUCCAUGGUCCCAGGGAAGCAGGGAUGAAUCACAUUUCCUUCUUAAAUAAAGGUGGCUAGAGGGUAGCUCUGUGUUAAUGCUGUGACAUGAGGUCUGCGGCUGCUUUUGGUUCUGCACACCUCUGAGCAGCCUUUUAGAGGCAAAACCCAACCAAUAAGGAAGGUAACUACUGGCUUUGCUGGGACUCUGUUGGCCACUUUUGCACAGGCAAGUCCGGUAGCUGUUACAUCAGCACAUUUUUGCUUCUGGCAUGUAAAGUUCAAGUGGUGCAGGCUUGCUAAACAGUUUCCCCUUCUUUUAAGGGGUAUUUUUUACCCUCUCAGCCACAGAGGAAUGACUUUGCUUCACUUACAAAAGUUAAAAUGUAGUAAAUACUUUGAUGUAAAGAAUUUUACGGAUUUUCAUGCCAGAAAAGGCAUUUUGAUUAGCCAUAUUUCAAUGAGACAUUAAAAAAACCUGCUUGUGUGCGUUUUUAAAAAUUGCUAUUAUUACCACUCACACAACAGGUAGUAAAAGCUGAUGAUACAGAGAUUUGUUUUGUACUUUUUAACAUAAGAUUGGCAGAAAAAUUGUCAGUUUUCUUAUUGCUCAAGAUGCUUUAAAUCCACACCCUCAAACUGUGAUUCAGCAAAUUCCCAGAGAACCGUGGUCUGAAACCCGGGUUCCUCCUUGUCCUGUCCUGCCAGGGGUGGAUUUCCCCUAGAGAAGCCAAUGAACAACAGCUCAUUUAUUUAUGUAUGUGGUGAGGAGGAAACUUGCUCCACUGUCUCUCCACCUCUUCCUGCAAAAUGUUAGCUCUCUUUUGCACCAAUCAGUUCAGGUCAUGAAUGAAAAUGGAACUGAGCGGCAGCGGAGCUGGGGUAUAGAAACUGCUGUUUUCAACAUCACUCCCUGGCUCUGCUCCACACCUCAUAAAUAAUACUUCUCACUUAAUUUUAGCUGCAGAGAGAAGCAAAAGCAAGCUGCCUGUGUCUUUCUUCAGCAAACCUAAGGUGCUCUUUCAGAGAGGCAGGACAGAGCACUCUGUUAUUAACUGACAUCAUCGAGGAAAUACACUUGCUUUUUAUUUUUUUGGCUGCAUUUUUUUUUUUUUUUUUGUUUGCCACAGUUGCGGCAGUAUCUUGAUGGGGAAGCUGAUCUCCAAAGGAUGGAAAAAAAGAGAUGCUCAAGUUGUCAUGCUGGGGCUCGACUUUGCUGGCAAAUCCACCCUUCUCUACAAACUGAAGAGCGGCCAGGCUGUGGAGACCUGUCCGACAGUGGGCUUCAACGUGGAGUCUUUGCAAACACCCUGUGGCAUAUCCUUCACCCUCUGGGAUGUUGGUGGACAAGACAGCCUGCGGGCAAGCUGGCCUGACUACCUGGAGGACAUCAACACCCUCGUCUUUGUGAUCGACAGCACAGACAUGGCUCGGCUGUCCGAAGCAGCGGCAGCACUGGAGGAAGCCCUGAGCCACCCCAGCAUGGCUGGCAUCCCCGUCCUCCUCCUGGCCAACAAGCAGGAGGUGCCAGGAGCACUGGCUCCUUCUGAGCUGGGGGAGAUGCUGCGGCGAGGGCGGCUGGCAGGGCACCGCUGGAUGCUACUGGGGUGCAGCGCCCACACUGGCCAGGGCCUGCAAGAAGUCCUGGCCAUCCUGGGAGAGCUGCUGCGGGACCCAGAGCCAAGCUCCCUAUCCCAAGAGCAGCCCAUCACAAGGCUGGCGGAGAGGAGGGAAGCUCCAGGACAAACCUGAAACUCACGCAGACCCUUCCCACUCAUCACUGCCAGGAGCUUUGUCACAGAGGAUUCCAGCCUUCAGGGACACUCUAAAAUGAGCAGACCUGUAGCUGGGACACACUGUGAAACACCCAGCUGCUCACCACUGAAACCCACCAGGAGAACAUCUGAGCAAAGCUCCCAUCGUGGAGCAGGUUUGGCCUCAUCUCUUAGACUCUCAUCACUGGCUGCAGCUUGUCCCACUGUCACCAUGUUCUGCUCAUCCACUGCACAUGUGUGUCUGGAGCUUCAGCAGGGAUGCUUUUUGCCAGAGCAAUAUAAAUUAUUUAUAUAAAUUAUAACAGAGACAUGUACAGAAGAGGUUUUCUUCUUUCUGCAGCUCCCAGCCCAGAUGCAGCCAUCCAGAUGGGGUAAUUCCCACAACAGCGGAGCUUAAACGUGUCCCAUGCUGCUUCUUUCUCAACAUGAAUCACAUGUUCAUUUGCUGGGAAAGCAGGCAGACACUAAAAGGAAUGGCUGGAUGGGAGCAGCAUAAACUCAGGACUUCAAAUGGCUAAACAGCUAAUUGGCUUUAGUGUGGCAUCUGUAGGUAUAAUCUUCAAACCAUGGAAGCAAGUCAGGAUUCAAUGGUGUAUUGCAGUUUGAGGAUGUGUAUAUAUUAAUUUAUGCAUUUCUUAUAAUGUUUCCUUCUUUUUCCAUUCGUUAUUUUUUGUCAAAUACUGAUUUCAUGACAAUGGUACCUCAUUUUCCUAUUAUAUUUAAAUAUAAAGAAAUCAGACCUGACUUUUAGAUGCUUGCAAAUAUGUCUGCAUGGCCAGUUAACCUCUAAAUAUCCUCAUGGUAGCCUGAACAGCCAAGAAAAACCCUGUCUCUCAGACUUUUUGAAACUGCAUGAGCCCACUCCAUGAACCCACUGGUUCAUAACCAUGGGCACCUAUAGGCACAGGCAGGUUGGUAACCAAAGGUCUCUCCACACUCUGUUUUGUCUGGGGCAGAUGAAAAUGCCCCUGGCAGCUCACGACAGGACAGGGUCCUGUGUGGCACUGAUGGUCUUUGUCCAAUCCUGCUCAGCCUACCACUGGAAAAACCUGUAAAAUAUGUGCCCUGUAUCCAAAAUUCUGUCAUCCAGGAUUAAAAUUAAAAUAUUU